Messenger RNA from Oryza brachyantha (malo sina), 4128 nucleotides. RefSeq lists its product as uncharacterized. Gene Ontology annotation, cellular component: cortical microtubule. Bases 268 to 3783 code for a protein of 1171 amino acids. The transcript is spliced from 6 exons. The record is from RefSeq and is a predicted model, not a curated record. NCBI's taxonomy places the organism in Eukaryota, Viridiplantae, Streptophyta, Magnoliopsida, Poales, Poaceae. Gene Ontology annotation, biological process: cortical microtubule organization.
UCAAGAGUUCUCUCAUUGGCUUACUGCCUUUUAUGCCUUAUCUUCCAUAUGCACCGUGUUAGCAACUCUUUUAUGGCUUUCAGAUUGUUUGUUUGUUCAAUGGAUUCUUUAUGUUUUGAUGCCGUUAUUUUUUUUUGUGUUGAAUUCUUGGUAAAAUAGCUUGUGUUGCAGGCAGUUGUUCUUUAUGGAUUGUCGUCUCCUCAAUCUGAUAUGUCGGAAAGGAGGAGCAUAGGGAAGUUCCCUCAAAGAGACUACUAGUCUUUAAAGAUGCCACCAUCUCCCUCCCUGAGGAGGUCUCCUUCGAAGGAGAUUUCCCACAGGAGGGGCCGCAGUUUUGGGAGUGCAGUGCCUGCUAAAUCAAAGGAUGAUGAGCUCACAUUGUUCAGUGAUAUGCAGAAAAAUGACAAGGACAACUUCUUGUUGGAGUCAUCAGAUAAUUUUGAUGAAACGAUCUCAAAAUUGAGCUAUUUUCCGGAUCUCAAGCUUGGCGUCAACAUUGCCAGACGAGAAGAAAACCGUGAUUUUCUUAAUGUUGACGGUGAAAAGAAUGAUUAUGAUUGGUUAUUGACUCCUCCAGAAACACCACUUUUCCGUUCAUUGGAUGAUGAUGAAGACAAGCAUGCUGGUCCAGCUCCUAGGGGCAGGCCUCAGACUAAGCCGAUAUCAAUUUCAAGGUCAUCAACGAUGGAAAAUGCUCAAAGGUCUAGUAGAAGCAGUGCAAGCCCAAAUAGACUAAGCUUGUCACCACGCUCAAGUAGCAAUACAGCUCUGACAAGGACAAGAUCAACGAAUUCGUCUUCUCGAUGUAGCCCACCUCUUUCUCUGCAAUCAUCCACACCAUCACGAAGAUCUCCAACUCCUCCUGGUAAGACAUUAACACCACCACGGAGGUCACCAAGUCCUGCCUCAAGGAGGAUGAGUGCUACUUCAAGUGGACCAACACUUAAUGGAGCAAGGGGAGUUUCACCUGUGAAAACUAAUCGUAGGUCAUCUUCACCAAAAUUUCAAGGAUGGCAGUCAAGUGAUCCUGGUUUCUCUUUUGAUGCACCUCCAAACCUUCGCACAUCUCUGUCAGACCGCCCAGUAUCCCGCUCAAGGGGUGGAUCCCCUUCAUCUUUCAGUGGAUUAAACAUGGUUUCAAGAGGUAGAAGACAAUCGAUGUCUCCUACUCCAUCAAGAAGGGCUAUUUCAUCCCAUAGUACCGAACGAGAUCAUUUCAGUUCAUACAGCAGAGCUUCUGUGACAUCUUCUGGUGAAGAUGAUCUAGACUCUAUGCAGUCUGUGCCAAUUGAUUAUUCCAGCAGUCCAGCUGUAAAAAAAAGCCUGGCAGUGAUGAAGACCAGAACAAUUGCAUCGUCACAGAAGUCAUCCAAGAGUUUUUCUCCUAGUUCUGUCCCAAAGAGGUCAUUUGAUUCUGCUGUUUGGUUGAUGGAUCAUCGCAAAGCACCUCAAAAUAUGUUCAGGCCACUUCUGUCAAGUGUCCCUGCCACCACUUUUGGAGCUGGCAAAGGAAAUAUUGUUCAUCGCCCUACGUUUUCACACAUUUCCUCCGUCACAACAAGCAGUAAUGCCAGUUCUGAACAUGGUGCCACUUAUAGCCCUUGUGUGGACAUUGACCAUGAACGACAUGAUCUAGUUGGUCAAUGGGAAGCAAAUGACAGUCCCAGAAUCCAUGAAGAGAUAUUUAUGUUUGAUAAAUCUGAUGAGCUGAAUGAGGGAUCCAAUUGUCAUCAGCACAGUUUAUCAACUACUUGCAGUGGCUUAGAAAACUCAUCAGGAACAGCCAAUUGUGUAGAAAGCACCAGAGAGGACCUUGAUUUGAAAAGUAGAACAGCUGAUCAGAUUUCAUAUGGUAUUGCAAGUAGUUCUGAGGUUGGAAAAGGUGAAAUGGCCACAUGUACUAGAUGUGGAAAGCUGUUUAAUGUGAUGUAUGUGGCUGGUGGUAAUUAUUGUGAAGAAUGCGAUUUCGGGGAGGGGAUUUUUUCUGCAGGAUCUAAGAUACAAACUACAGAAGGACUGCAUCACAAGGACCAUACAUUUACAGAGUCUAAAAUCUGCAUUCCAUCAGAAGAUUGUCCUAUAACCCUAGAUUGUGUAGAAGAUAGCAUCGAGGCAUCUCUUGACCAUCAGCUAGUGAGCAAUGAACCUCCAGCUGAUCAUUUACAAAGGUGCUCGAUUGAGUCAGUGGUGCACACAAAUGAGGAAAAGAUGUCGGGGAAGCACUUGAUGUAUCUUCAAGAAAAUACUAGUCCACAUGAUAUUAGCGACUCCACAUUGGGAAAUAACAAUGAUACUUCAUCACAUACAUGUUGUGUAAGUGACUAUCAAGAAGUAGAAUCAGCACAUGUGACAGAGUAUGAGCCUCUCAGACUACAAAAAGGUAGCCAACAUCAUGAAAUGCCCCAAUGGCUGUCAGAAUCAGAAUCAGAUUGCCAACGCAAUGAUUUUGUCUCUGAUAUGGUGGCCAGUGGUUCUCAUGAACCUGGGUCAACUGGCUCUACAAGCCUUAAGGUUGAAAAUACUGAGGGCAAUGGUAUAUCGGUACUCCUAUUGGAGGAGACAAGAAGCCAAAAAUGGCCUAUUUUGGAAGGGAGGCCUUUGGUUACUGCCAACAUACAUUGUUUGGAACCCUAUUUUGCGGCAGAUAGUGUCAGUUUGAUGAAGCGUAGCUUUGGACGGGAUAGCUCCUCAGCUUCUUCUUCCAUUGAUCUAGGUUCAUCAAGGCAAUCAGAUGCACGCUUUGAGCGUCUUAAAAGUGGCAAGACGAGUGACUCUGAGAAGUCUCAAAUAAGUUGUCAAAGCAUUGCUCCAGUGUCGGAUAUGCUGAUUAGCGGUUCAUCAGCUUCACAUUGCCCUCAGAGUUAUGUAAAUGUAGAUGCUUGCCACCCGAUCUGUAGUUUGGAUACAAGUGCUUCGAGAACUGGGGUUUUUGCCGAAGAACAUCAUGAAUCUUGUCAAGAAGCUCUUUCAAGUGCUAUAGAGUGCUGGUCUGUUGCACAAGCCAUUGUAAAUGAUGAUUGCAAAGCAGUCGAAGAUGAACUAACUCAGAAUCAAGAUACAGAAAGGAUGGUUCAUGAUGAUAAUUUAGGUGUUAACAUGUGUUCAUCAUACACUGAAGUGCCAAGUGACAUCCCCCAGUCCUCUGCUGCUGACGGUAGCUUCAUACAAAACACAGAGGAAGAUAUUCUAGAAGCUCCUGCCAUCACUGACUACUCAAUUGAAACUCUAGAACACCCAUGUGAUGAGAACAGUUCUGAUAUUCCUAGAAUUCUGUUUGAAGAGGUUGCAGAUGCUGCAGAAGAAAGCAAGUUGGGUGAUUGUUGUGUAUCAUCUAUCCCAGAUGAGGUUGUGUCAGUUUCUUCAAGAUAUGCAACCAAAGAUGAAGGAUCGGGGAAACAAAUUCAGAGAUGCUUCACUUUAGAAGAGGCUACGGAUACAGUUCUCUUUUGUAGUUCCAUUGUUCAUGACCUAGCAUACAAGGCUGCAACAAUUGGACUGGAGAGAGAGCAGGAAGCCGAACUCGCUUAUGCCCCUCGGCCAACACUUACCAUGGUAGAAAAAUUCAUUCCAAGGGAGGAUAGUUUGUUGAGAGGUCCUCACAGGCGAACGACGAGGCGCAAGGUUGAAAGGAAAAUACCAGAAGGUGAAUACAUCACAGAUACUGCCAGUACAGAAGUAAUUACUAAAGAGCCAGUACCUGCACGUUCUUCUGAAAUUACUACUACAUCUGAUAGCUUGAAGCCUCCAAAGAUAGAAUCUAAGUGCAACUGCACAAUUAUGUGAGUUAUCCAUGAUUCUAAUGUACAACCAUUGAGACCUGGGAGUGGGAUCUGAAGACCAUAUAUACUAGUUGCAUUGCCACUAAAGAUGAACCCUGCACCAGUUCAGCAAAUCAGCAGGUUUCUUGUGAGAAUUUUCUGGCCACGGUGUAUUUGUUUUCCUUUUUUUUUUCUUUUUGGUAAUAGAGGUGCUUGGGCUAUUCUUUUGUAAAUUCUUCCUUCCCCAUUUUGCUCUGUAUGUUAAUUCUACGUUCUGCGUGCCGUGUGAUUAUAUUUUAGUUUGCCAAAGAAAUGAAAUUUCGGUUCCCACGUAAAGAAAAUGUGUACCACUUCUGCCUCAUAUCAUAUG